Messenger RNA from Vombatus ursinus (common wombat), 1818 nucleotides. It is a transcript of the gene DPYS, whose product is annotated as dihydropyrimidinase. The record is from RefSeq and is a predicted model, not a curated record. The transcript has 9 exons. Gene Ontology annotation, molecular function: dihydropyrimidinase activity. NCBI's taxonomy places the organism in Eukaryota, Metazoa, Chordata, Mammalia, Diprotodontia, Vombatidae. Gene Ontology annotation, cellular component: cytoplasm; cytosol. The coding region runs from base 21 to 1280 and encodes 419 amino acids. Gene Ontology annotation, biological process: pyrimidine nucleobase catabolic process.
CUCUGGCUGGAGGCACCACCAUGAUCAUUGAUUUUGCCAUACCUCAGAAAGGCUGCUCCCUUAUUGAGGCUUUUGACAUGUGGAGAAGCUGGGCAGAUCCCAAAGUCUGCUGUGACUAUGCACUUCAUGUUGCAGUUACAUGGUGGAGUGACCAGGUCAAAGAAGAAAUGAGAACUCUAACACAAAAUAAGGGUGUUAACUCUUUCAAGAUGUUUAUGGCCUAUAAAGACCUGUACAUGAUUAGAGAUCAAGAGAUGUAUGCAGCUUUUUCUCAGUGCAAGGAAAUUGGAGCGAUUGCUCAAGUCCAUGCUGAGAAUGGAGACUUGAUUGCUGAGGAGUCAAAGAAAAUGUUGGCCCUGGGGAUAACAGGUCCUGAGGGCCAUGAGAUGUGUCGUCCAGAAGCCGUAGAAGCAGAAGCCACUCUGAGAGCCAUCACCAUAGCUAAUGCUGUGAACUGCCCACUCUAUAUUGUCCAUGUGAUGAGCAAGUCCUCAGCUAAGGUGAUAGCUAAUGCAAGGAGAGAAGGAAAGGUGGUCUUUGGGGAGCCGAUUGCUGCUAGUCUUGGAACGGAUGGGACUCACUAUUGGCAUGAAGAAUGGCAUCAUGCUGCCCACCAUGUCAUGGGACCCCCGCUAAGACCAGAUCCUUCAACUCCUGAUUUCCUUAUGAAUCUACUGGCUAAUAACGAUCUCACCACCACCGGGACAGACCACUGCACUUUCAACACCUGCCAGAAAGCCCUUGGGAAGGAUGAUUUUACCAAGAUCCCUAAUGGGAUCAAUGGAGUUGAGGAUCGAAUGUCAGUCCUAUGGGAAAAGGGUGUGUAUAGUGGCAAAAUGGAUGAAAACCGAUUUGUUGCUGUUACCAGCACUAAUGCCGCUAAAAUCUUUAAUCUUUACCCAAAGAAAGGAAUAAUUGCUGUUGGAUCUGAUGCUGACAUUGUUAUUUUGGACCCAAACGCAACAAGGACUAUUUCUGCAAAAACUCAUCAUCAAGCUGUUAAUUUCAAUAUAUUUGAGGGAAUGGUCUGUCAUGGGGUACCCAUCGUGACUAUUUCAAGAGGCAAAGUGGUAUAUGAAGCUGGAGUUUUUAAUGUCAAUGCAGGAGAUGGAAAAUUUAUUCCUCGGAAACCAUUUGCCGAAUAUGUUUACAAACGAAUCAAACAGAGAGAUCGGACUUGCAAGCCUACCGCCGUGAAGCGACUCCCUUACAAAGGGGAAGUGAUUGUGUUGAAGGCCAACGGAAAAAAAGAAGUUUCAGCAUCUGCAACCAGGAAAUAGGGACAUCGCCAAGGCUUUGCUUUAGCACUCUCAGGUAAAAAAAGCCAAAGGAAAAGGACCCAGAACUCUGUCCCUCCAGCUCAGUCAGAUGCCAUGCACGGUUUUAUCGAAAAGCACACCUGAUAUCACCACCCAAGGAUAAUUGUGAUGAAAAUUGUUUUCUCUCAGAAGUGAAAUCUGCCCUAUUGCAGGAAUUUUACACAAAAUCAAAUUAUAGGUAUAAAUGAAGAUGAUGAUUUUGGAAAUCUGUAUGAAAACUAACCAGGAAUCAUUUAGAAUAGUGUCAUUACUUGUCUUGAUUUUAUGAAUAGAAGUUAUAUCAUAUUCAGGAUAUAUCUGCCAUUAAAAACGUGCAAUUCUCUCUGUUUAUUGUAAUUAAUAAAAUUUUGUAGAUCCUCAUAAGCUGUUCAAAGCAUCAUCUAUCUGUAACAAGUUACAUUUUUUCCCCUGAUACUAGUGGGGCUAGAAUUCAGCAGCAUGAUCUCUCGAAUGUAGACUACUUUCUCCACAAUUAUAAAAUAAAUUUUCCUAUACUUUC